GAGCUGCCGCCCUCCCUGCCGAGUCAGUCGGGGGCAGGACGAGGAGGGGCUGCUGAGCUUUAUUUGCUGGUGCUGCUGCUUUUGGUUUCAUUUCCGUCCGUGCUCGGAGCAGCAAUGGAGGAGCCGCUGUGCCUGGUGCAGAACGGGGCCGACGGGGUGCUGAGCCCCAACCCCGAGGCGCUGGAGGUGCUGCGCGGCAUCGGGCAGCCCGUGGUGGUGGUGGCCAUCGCGGGGCCCUACCGCACCGGCAAGUCCUUCCUCAUGAACCGGCUGGCGCAGCGGCGCACUGGCUUCGCUCUGGGCCCCACGGUGCAGGCGCAGACCAAGGGGAUCUGGAUGUGGUGCCUGCCACACCCACGCCGGGCCAACACCACCCUGGUGCUGCUGGACACCGAGGGGCUGGGGGACCCCAACAAGGGCGACAGCCGCAACGACGCCUGGAUCUUCACGCUGGCGCUGCUGCUCUCCAGCACCCUGGUGUACAACAGCCUCGGCACCAUCGACCAGCAGGCGCUGGAGAACCUCGAGCUGGUGUCAGAGCUGACGGCCUUCAUCCGGACGCGGGCCAGCGACAGUGAGCGGGCAGGCGAGGCAGAGGACAGUGAGUUCGUGCGCUUCUUCCCCGACUUCGUCUGGGCCGUGCGCGACUUCACGCUGGAGCUGCAGGCGGACGAGCACCCCAUCACCGAGGACGACUACCUGGAGCGGGCACUGGCCCUGAAGCAGGGCUACGGGCGGCAGGCGGUGGAGUACAACACCACGCGGCAGUGCAUCCGCAACUACUUCCCCACGCGCAAGUGCUUCGUCUUCCCGCCACCGGUGGGCGCGGAGCAGUGGGGCCGGCCCGAGGAGCUGCCCGAGGUGGCGCUACAGCCCAGCUUCCUGGCACAGGUGGAGCGCUUCUGCCAGCACGUGCUGGCCUCCUCCAGGCCCAAGCAGCUGCAGGAUGGCGCGGAGCUCAACGGCCGCACGUUCAGCACGGUGGUGCAGAGCUACCUGGAGACCAUCACUAGCGGGCGCGUGCCCUGCCUGGAGGGGGCGAUGGCGGCGGUGGCGGCGAGCGAGAACGCAGCGGCGGUGGCAGAGGCGCUGGCCGAGUACUGCAACGGCAUGCAGGGGGUGGUGCUGCCGGCCGAGCAGCACAAGCUGUCGGAGGAGCACAACCAGUGGCUGCAGCAGGCGCUGGCGGUCUUCCACCACCGCGCCUUCCGUGACCGCGACCAGCAGUACCAGCUCAAGCUGAUGGAGGAGCUCCACGCCAAGUACGGGUUGCUGCUGCAGCAGAACGAGGAGGCGUCGCGCACGCGCUGCUGGGAGCUGCUGAACGAGCUUGCCCAGCCCCUCGACACCAACUUGGCCGAGGGCGCCUACGCCCAGCCCGGCGGCUACCGCGCUUACCAGGCCGACCGGCAGCGCCUGGUGGAUGCCUACCGGGAAGCCCCGAGCAAGGGCACCAAGGCCGAGGAGAUGCUGGACAAGUUCCUGGAGGGGCGCAAGGCGGAGGCCGAGGCGGUGCUGAAGGCGGACAACGCGCUGACCGAGGUCGAGAAGCAUCUGGCAGACCAAAAGCAGCAGGUGGAGCUGCUGGGGCAGGCACAGAAGGCGGCGGAGGAGCGCAACAAGCAGCUGGAGGCGCUGCUGGCCGACCAGGAGCGCAGUUACAAGGAGAGCCUGAAGAUGCUGGAGGCCAAGCUGCAGGCGGAGGCACUGAACAUGCAGGAGGACAUCAAGCGGGCCAUGGAGGCCAAGCUGCAGGAGCAGGAGCGGCUGCUGAAGCAGGGCUUCAGCGAGCGGGCCAAGCUGCUGGAGGACGAGGUGGCCAGCCUGCGGCAGUCGCUCAAAACCCAAGACAUAGUGGGACACAUCUGCAAGACCCUGCAGGUGGCCCUGCACGCCGCAUGCGAGGUGGCCACCCUGCUCAACAACCAGAAGUCCCUCAAGUAGGCGGCGUGCCGGGGCGCCGCUGCUGCCGUGCGGCAGCGAUGCUCGUGCCGCGUGCGUGGCCGCGGCAGCCGCCGUUCCCGUGCCAAAUAAAGCAGCUUUCAUACA
Messenger RNA from Cygnus atratus (black swan), 2049 nucleotides. Its product is annotated as guanylate-binding protein 1-like. The record is from RefSeq and is a predicted model, not a curated record. The coding region runs from base 115 to 1944 and encodes 609 amino acids. Gene Ontology annotation, molecular function: GTP binding; GTPase activity. NCBI's taxonomy places the organism in Eukaryota, Metazoa, Chordata, Aves, Anseriformes, Anatidae. The transcript is spliced from 9 exons.